This is a messenger RNA of Helianthus annuus (common sunflower), 591 nucleotides long. RefSeq lists its product as uncharacterized. NCBI's taxonomy places the organism in Eukaryota, Viridiplantae, Streptophyta, Magnoliopsida, Asterales, Asteraceae. The record is from RefSeq and is a predicted model, not a curated record. The transcript is spliced from 2 exons. The coding region runs from base 1 to 591 and encodes 196 amino acids.
AUGUUGUCAAUGCUUCUGAAACGUAAACGCCCUAACCUCCCAACGACCUUCGACGUAGAAGUUGCCACCGGAAGAACCGUCACCGUCAGCUCUAUUCUCCGUGAUUGUACUCUUGAACUCAACAAUCACGUCUUCCCGAUCGAUCUCAUACCUACGAAACUAGGUAGUUUUGACGUCAUAGUAGGCAUGGAUUUUCUCCGUGAAAAUCAUGCCAAAGUCGUUCGUUUUGAAAAGAUGAUUCGCUUUUCCCUCUCAAACGGUGAUCAACUACAUGUUUAUGGCGAACUAUCCUCGAAAGAAUUGAAGCUUAUGUCGUGUGUACAAGCGAAUAAGUAUUUAUGCAAGGAGUACAAUGCUUUUCUAGACCAUAUCAUCGUACCAGUGGAUGAGAAGAAAACUGUGAAAGACGUUCCUAUUGUUUGUGAUUUUCCUAAUGUUUUUCCCGACGAUUUACCUAGUUUACCCCCCACUCGUGAUAUCGAUUUCCGUAUUGAUUUAAUCCCUGGUGCCACACCUGUUGCAAAAGCUCCUUAUCGCCUUGCACCAUUCGAAAUGCGCGCACUAUCCAACACAUCAUCAUGGGGUGCUUGA